Aspergillus glaucus CBS 516.65 is the source of this 969-nucleotide messenger RNA. RefSeq lists its product as uncharacterized. The transcript is spliced from 2 exons. The coding region runs from base 1 to 969 and encodes 322 amino acids. NCBI's taxonomy places the organism in Eukaryota, Fungi, Ascomycota, Eurotiomycetes, Eurotiales, Aspergillaceae. The record is from RefSeq and is a predicted model, not a curated record.
AUGAAACCCUGCCUGGCAAAAGGCCUCACCGGCCAUGGCUGUCUCUACAAAGAGGUCCACUGGUCCCCCACUGUCACCACCAUCCAAAACCCACAAUCUGACACCCCCGCCUCACGCCCCUCCUCAACCUUGGAUAUCGACUACCUCGAACACGUGCGAUCAUUCAUCGACCACCAAAGAGAAAACUUCGAACUAGAGCGCAGACUCUUCGCGGAUGAAAGACGACUCUGGGACGAAGAACGCAGAUUGCUAAAGUCGAAGAUAUUCGAGUUGGAAGCGAACCUGAGGGGAAACGCCAACGCCAACGCCAACGCCAACGCCAACGCCAACGGGUAUGGGGCCCACUCCAGCGUUGCUACUAACGCCAAGUCCGAUCUGUUCGGUCCACCUCUACCAAACCAUUCCAAGCAAGUGCGGGAGGGUUCCAACCCUCGGGGCAGGCUAGCGGGGAUUUUUGGGGAGGUGGAGAAAUCAUCUGACGAAGCAGUUUCUACACCCAAUUCUAGAGUGCCACGAGAGGUCAUCGCUCGGGUGAUGACGCCCCCGUCGCCAGCUGCACCGCCAGCGGCAGAGUCGCAGGAGACCUCGCCGUCGCCAUCCCCGACUUCGCGGCAUAGGAACGCUCUCAAGCUCAAGCUUUCCGAACUUGGCCCGCCGGACAGGAACCUGACAAGGGAUGCAGGUCACACACCCAUGGCGGCUGUUGUCGAAACAGAGACAGGCACGGAUCAACCGUCUCCCAGCGAGGGGAACUCGUUGUCUCGCCAGCCGACGGAAAAUUCAGAGUCUUAUUUUCCGGAUUUGCCAGAGGACCCCGCCUUGAAGGGUCCACUCUCCCUGUUGAACGAGGAGGAGCACGAUAGGGGUUUUCUGGAAGAGCUCAAUCAGAAGCUUAUGGAUCAGACGAGCGAUCCCUCUGGUGGCCACAAGGACCAAGACGAGGCUUCUAGUCAAGAUAAGCGACCAUGA